Messenger RNA from Condylostylus longicornis, 966 nucleotides. RefSeq lists its product as uncharacterized. NCBI's taxonomy places the organism in Eukaryota, Metazoa, Arthropoda, Insecta, Diptera, Dolichopodidae. The transcript has 2 exons. Bases 148 to 966 code for a protein of 272 amino acids. The record is from RefSeq and is a predicted model, not a curated record.
AUGAAACCGUAAUUUUAAUUUGUUUACAAAUAGUGAUUAUCAACAGGUCUGUUUAUAAUAUUUACUGUGCUUCUAUCGAAAUUUUUAAAACUAGUUUUUGUCCAUUAUAUGCAUAUUGUUAUUUAGUGUAAGUUUCGAAUUUUCAUAAUGAAUAACUUUUUCAAAGUUUUUAAAAAAAAAUUAAAUGUUAUUGGAAUGAUUCACUUGGAAGCACUACCAGGAACACCUAAUUAUGCUGGAAAUUUUAACCAUAUAGUAGAGAAAGCAAAACAUGAAGCUCAUGUUUACAAAAAAUUAAAUGUCGAUGGAGUUUUAAUUGAAAAUAUGCACGACAUUCCAUAUUUGCAAGGAGAUAAUGUUGGAUAUGAGAUAAUAGCAUCAAUGACACGUAUUUCAGCAGAUGUUCAACGUAUCGUUUCUCCCAUGCCAUGUGGAAUUCAAAUUUUAGCGUCAGCUAAUAAUCAAGCUAUGGCAGUUGCCAAAGCUUCCAAUUUACAGUUUGUUAGAAUCGAAGGUUUUGUUUUUUCCCAUAUAGCUGAUGAAGGUUGGACUAAUUCAUGUGCUGGAACUUUAUUACGUUAUAGAAAACAAAUAGAUGCGGACAAUGUUUUAAUUUUUGCUGAUAUAAAAAAAAAACAUAGUUCACAUGCAAUUACAGCUGAUAUUAAUUUACUAGAAACAGCGAAAGCAGCAGAGUUUUUCCAAGCCGAUGGAAUAAUAAUUACAGGGAACUCAACGGGUCAUCCAAUUGAAGACAAUGACCUAAAUGAUGUACAACAAAGCGGUCUUCCCAUUUUAAUAGGUUCGGGAUGCACUGAAUAUAAUGUGGAAAAAUAUUACAAUAAAUGUCAAGGCGUUAUUGUGGGUUCUCACUUUAAAAAGAAUAAUUUUUGGAAGGAAGACUUGAAUGAAAAAGCUAUAAAAAUAUUUAUGGAAAAAGUUAUAUAUUUGAAUGAAAAAAAAUAA